AUGGCCAGGCCUGCCUGGAUGCCAGAGGAGACUGAGCCCUCCUCCGCCUUUGUCGGCGAGUGUCUCGCACUCGUCGCCGCCUUGCGUGUCUGUGGUACAGUGCUGCGGCACAGGCAGGUCACCAUUUGUGUCGACUGCACAGCCGCACUUGGCAUUGCCGCGGGCAGGACCGCCGGCAUUGGCGAUGGCAUCGCAAGUGUCCUCCGAUGCAUGAGCUCCUUCGCCAGGGCAACUGCCGAGACCCCUCCUGCAUUUGUACAUGUUCGAGGGCACCAAGGCUCCCUAUUCAAUGAAGUUGCUGAUGUCACUGCUAAGUCCGCAGCAAAAGGGGAAACACUCGGCGGUUGGGAUGCCGAAGGCGAAAUCCCACCCUUGUGGUGGAACAACGGGGCUAGAGCCCUUGACUGGGCAGGCUUGAUCCACCAAUGCCUACGCAGCAACCCAUGCCUGCCUGCUUGUGGACAGGCCCUCGCUGCGUGUGACGGCUCUGCUGGUUUAUCGCCGUUUCAAUGCAUAGAGCCCUUUCUUCCUUUCUGCCCGGGCCCAAGGCAUACCAAAAGCGAAGUCGGCACUCUGCAGCUCACCUUGGCCACCUACAAUGUACUCUCCCUGUGUGGGCGAUCCUUCACUGACAACCGACAUGCCGGGCUCGCCUUUGCCCCGGCAAGGCCUGCCAUUUUAGCCUCUGCUCUCCACUCUUGCGGAGUGACGGUUGCGGGGCUUCAAGAAGCCCGUACAGAGGAGGGCACUCUGCACACAGAUGGAUUUACGAGAAUCUUGGUGCUCUUCACGGCCCCUAUUCUUCUCGCAUGGUGGGCCGAGACCAAACGGCUACUUGCAAAAUUUGCCUCCAAAGGGGUAGUAUACCUCCUCGGCGAUUUCAAUGCCGCAGUCGGAUCCCUCACUUCCCGGUCCGUUGGAGAUACGGAUGCCGAUGUGCAGGAUGUUGCUGGGGAUCACUUGCACGACCUCCUGCACCGGCUUUCUCUAUGGCUGCCUUCCACCUUUCAAGGGGUUCAUUCCGGACCCAGUGGCACAUACGUGCAGAAACAUAACCAAGCAGAAAGUAGGAAUGACUUCAUUGCCAUUCCUGACUGCCUAGACCAAUGCUGUAUUCGAUCAUGGGUUGAACCCCGUAUCCACGCGGGGCAGCCAGUGAUUGACCACAUUGCGGCUUUGGUCAGCAUUACAGCACGCGUCACGCUCGGACCUGGUGGGACCCCGCAGAGGCGAGCGAAGAUUGACGCAAGAUUCCUGAGCACGCCGGAAGGGAGCGCGCAAGCAGCUGAGAUCCUUGCCCGCGUGCCUAGUGUUCCGUGGGAAGUUGGGCCAGACGCGCAUGCUGCGCUACUUGUGUCCCAUCUGCAAAAAGGUUCCAUGAACUUGCGGCUGCCUUCGCGUCACUUCGCUGUGGACACGGUGGCCCUCUCAGAGGCAUGUGGUGCUCCAAAUGGGCGCAGAGGGCUGACGCCCUUUGCCCCAGACGUCCUCCCGCAGCUUCUCGACGAAAAUGGCCAGCUGUGUGAUGACAGCGCCGACACCAUUGCAAGAUGGAGGCGGCACUUUAGCCAGUUGGAAGGGGGUAAGACCAUGAGACCUGCUGAAAUCGCUCAGUUGGACCCACCACCGGUCCCAUAUGGAAUCGACAUCCCGAUCGAGGACUUCCCGGCCCCCUCUGACCUCUUGUGUGCAAUCUUGCGUGCCAAGACUGGCAAGGCUUGUGGACCGGAUGGUAUCCCAGCUGAGCUGGGACGUGCCCAACCUACGGCCCUGCAGCAGUUGUUACUUCCCUUGUUCCUCAAAAUCGGUCUCUUGUGCAGGGAGCCACUAGGACUCAAGUCGGGGAUUCUUACUUGGCUCUACAAAGCCAUGUCGACUGUCAUCCUCUUCGCGGACGUAUCGGCGGCAUACUACAGUGCCGUGCGGGCCCUCACGGCACGGAGGGACAAUGACGAUGGAGCCGACCAGCACCGCCACCAUGACCCAGAUGUCCAGCUCCAGCUGGAAAAGCCGAGUGCGCUCAGCAGGGGCGGUGCGACGGAAUGGCUACAGGCGUUGACGCAUGAUUUCAACGACAGAACCUGGAUGACACUCAAUACGGACGACACCCCUGUGCUGACGACCCAAGGCAUUCUGGCCGUCCGGGACCAGAUGAGGCUUGAGUCUCCGAGGCAAGCCUCACAAGUCGCUGUCGCAUGGGAUGGCUGGCGAGGCUUCUUCGAUCCUCCGCCAGGAGAGGCUCCACCCCCGGCAUCUGCACAGUUGGAAGACGUUGUGUGGGCAGAUGAUUUGGCCUCGUACUUGGGGAUCUCACGGCCAGCUGAUGCUGCAUCCUUGAUAGGUUUGGAAGCCUCUUUCCUGAACGAUUCCUUCCGAAGUUACGGAUACUCGCUUUCGUUCGGAGCGGCGAAGACUGCAGCUGUUGUGCAGCUGAGAGGACAGGGAGCACGGGAGGCCAGGAGAAGAUUGUUCUCCUUGAAGAAGGGAAUUCCGGUUUUGUCUGAGACUGGCCCCUCCGAGCAUCUUCCGCUCGUGCCUGCCUACAAACACCUGGGUGUGCGGAUCACCGCCAACAACAGUCUGCUCCCUGAGAUCAAACAAAGGGUGGCCGCUGCCUGGGUCGCCUUCCGUCAGGGGAAGACUAAAGUCUUCCGAUCAAAAAGGAUCAGCCUCGCCCGAAAGGGCGCCAUUCUGUCCUCUCAUGUGUUGUCUAAGUUGACCUUUGGCUCGGGUGCUUGGGGUCCACUCAAGCAGGGCGAAAUGACUCUGUUCGCCCGAACCGUUGUCUCUAUGUAUCGUCAGUGCCUUGGACUUGCCUUUGCAGAUGACCAGCACAUCACGACUGCCACUAUCUGCGCACUCCUGCGUCAAGCCGACCCCACUACCCUGCUGUGGUCAGAGCGCCUUCGCUAUGCCAGACAACUUGUCUCAAACGGACCUGACGUCCUGUGGGCUCUUCUGCGAGGGGAUUCCGAGUUCAUGGCAGGCAUGCGGGAAGCUUUCGGCUGGCUUUUUGGUUGGAUUUGUGAGACCGUGCAAUUGCCAGAUCCCGCGCUAGCUUGGCAGCCGUGGGUACAUUUGAUGACUUCACGACCAGGCAGGUUCCGGGGGUUGGUCAAACGAGCGAAAGCUCUGGAAUCCAUAAGGGUCGCUUGUUUUGCGGCUUUACAGGCUCUACUGCGGUCCCUGGCCCAGUGUGGAGGCUCCGUGCCUGACACUAGCCGGAAUGACCCGGAACGGCCGGAGCAGUAUCAGGAGGCCUGCCUGAUCUGUCGUGUGGCCUUCCCUUCUCGGGCCUCGUGGGCUGUGCAUGCUGCAAAAAAGCAUGGCUACCGUGCGCCAGCUACACUUCUGUCACAAGGCCAGGAAAAACCGCUGUGCUUGGGCUGUGGCAGGCUUUAUGCCAACCUUCAUCGUCUUCGCAGGCACCUGCUGCAUUCUCAAUCCUGUCGAGUUGGCUGGGGCAGCUUUCACCCCACCGGGACGGUGGAUGGCGACAUCCAUUCACAGCUGCCACCACUGCAAAUUGCCGGCUUCGAGUGCCCUGAGGUCAGGCCGGACCCGGUCUACACCCACCCUGGGGUUGUAGCAGCACUCCGGGCACUUGAGACACCCGACGCCGAUAGUGUCUGGCACACACUCUUGGACUUUGCGGAACCUUUGUCGGUCUUACAACGCUCCCUUCGGGAUUGGGCUUCGCACCCUGAGGCUCAUCCCUCAGCCGGCAGUAUCGUUGAAGAUGCCUGCCUCCUCCUUGACCCUGAGCUGCGGUGCGAGGAUUUCCGGAAAGGGAAGCGGAGCCCGCAAGGCUUUGCCGCAUGUGUCGACCUUCAUUGCCCGGCCGAGUGCAGGCUCAAUUUUGUUCUGACUGGGGUGCCUGCUGUGUUCAAGGUUGAUGACCCUCCGCUCUCGGAGUUUGUGUAUCCCUUCCGUCACAGCAUCCCACUUGCUGCAGCUCGCCGUCACUUGGACUGGCUUGAGCAGGCUUGUGACACCUUCA
Molecule: messenger RNA, 4000 nt
Organism: Symbiodinium necroappetens
Lineage: Eukaryota; Dinophyceae; Suessiales; Symbiodiniaceae
Source: the annotation of a GenBank genome assembly